Messenger RNA from Fusarium pseudograminearum CS3096, 1641 nucleotides. RefSeq lists its product as uncharacterized. Gene Ontology annotation, biological process: SCF-dependent proteasomal ubiquitin-dependent protein catabolic process. Gene Ontology annotation, molecular function: protein binding. The transcript is spliced from 2 exons. NCBI's taxonomy places the organism in Eukaryota, Fungi, Ascomycota, Sordariomycetes, Hypocreales, Nectriaceae. The coding region runs from base 1 to 1641 and encodes 546 amino acids. The record is from RefSeq and is a predicted model, not a curated record. Gene Ontology annotation, cellular component: SCF ubiquitin ligase complex.
AUGUCAUCAUCAUCAACAAACGAAAACUUGUUAAACUCGGAACUCGAGUCCUUUCGACAGAAAUGGCUCUCCGAUCUCAAAACCAAGAACGAUCAUCCAGAACCCGCUGAGACAUCUGCGGCUGGAGGGUCAUCCUCAUCGAGACGGCCUCAUCAUGGCCCACCCAUCUCAUCGUUGCCGCACAAGCCCGCACCUGUGUCAGAAGAUGAUACUGAAGGCGAAGACGAAGAAGAUUUUGUGCAGAGUCCUUCCUUGAAACGAGAGGAAUCUCUUUUGACGCAGCUGCCUCAGGAGACUCAUCAUGAUCGCAAGGGAAAGAAGCUUGUCUCUGCUCUGGAUCAUUUCGAGGAGGCGAUGCAUAAAGAGGAUCAGGGCAAUAUGGGUGAUAGUCUCAAGCUUUACCGCAAGGCCUACCGCCUUGAUAAUGGUGUUGAUCGGAGAUAUCGUGAGAAGCACUUCCCUCAAAAGUCAGCUCCACGACCUGUUUCGCCAACAGCUACCAAAGCAUCCGCUUCAGCAAGUGCACCAGAGGCGGCACCGCAACCCCCCAAACCAGAGGCAACCGCAGAGUCAAAGCCUCUGCCCAUAGGAGAACUCAUCGCUAGUUUCUCCGGCUUGAAGAUUGAGCCAGCUCCGCCUCCUGUUGAGGGCAUGCCUGAGCCGCCCUGCCCGCUGGCCGAUCUCCCCGAUGAGAUUCUCAUUCACAUUCUCCGUGACAUCGCCAUCGCAGACGUUGGUGAUUUCGCCCGACUAUCCCGCGUGUGCAAGCGUCUAGCCUACCUCGUAGCUUCAGAGCAGCGAAUCUGGCGCCGUGUAGCUCUUGGUUCAGAAGUCGGCUUUGGCUCUCAGCUGUACCGCUUUGAGAGGAGCGUAGAGUGGGAUGAGUUACCAGAAGAAGAGAAAGAAGGUCCAGAGAUACAAGAUGGUCUCGUUAUAAGUCCCUCCGAGCUUGCGCAGCGCAGACAAGAUGCCAAUAUCGCCUUCACCGAGUCUUUAACACCAUCAGUGUACCCUACUUGGAAGAACCUCUUCCGCUCACGACCACGCAUCCGCUUCAACGGCUGCUAUAUCUCCACGGUAAAUUACGUCCGUACUGGACAAGCCUCAACGAACCAGCCUACAUGGGGCAGCCCGAUCCAUAUCGUGACUUACUACCGUUAUCUCCGCUUCUUCCGCGACGGUACACUUAUCAGUCUUCUUACUACCAAUGAGCCCGGAGACGUGGUGCAUCAUCUCACACGCGACGAACUCAACAGCCACCGAGGUUCCGCCCAACCUCAUCUGCCAUCGUCUGUCAUGGCCCUCGCUUUCCGUGGCCGAUGGCGCAUGUCCUCUUCUGCUGACCGGGACGACCCAGCAGCCAUGGAUCUUCCAGCCCCGACUGCUAAUACAGGCGUACACGAUCGAGAUCGUGAUCCGGAAGGAGACGUCUUUAUCGAGACCGAGGGUGUUGGAUCUAAAUACAUGUAUCGUAUGGACCUCUCGCUUCGUAGUGCCGGCAAAGGUGCUCGUAACAACAAGCUCAUGUGGCGUGGCUUUUACAGCUACAACAAGCUUACAGACGACUGGGCCGAUUUCCACUUGAAGCACGACAAGCCCUUCUUCUUUAGCCGUGUCAAGAGCUAUGGAUUUGGGGAAUAA